AUCCAAACACUUCAUACUGCAACGGCUUGAUUUCUGAAACAAUGGCGAGAAAGCAAUUGCCUCCUGAGAGAAACAGAAACCCCAACAACAAUUCCAAGAGCCCUGCGAAAACCAAAGCCAAAACGAAGAAUUCUCCCAAAACCAGCGCCAAGAGCAGCAACAGAAAUCGAAGCAGAAUCACGGAAACCGCCAAUGGCGAUGCUUCCAGCGAGGAUACGGAAGUAACCGUCGUGCCUUCGUCGAGCGUGGAAUCGGAAAACGACGACGUCACGGGAUCCAGUGAGGGGGAGGACGACGGAGUAGAACGGAGGAGCUCGAGCGAGGAAGAGGAAGAGGAAGAAGAAGAGGAAGAGGAAGAACAGAAGCCGAAAAGCGUUAAUAGGAGAGGUAAAAAGGUUAGUGCGAAGAGUAAGGGGAAAAAGAGAAGUAGAAAGGGGGAAGACGAAUUGGAGGCGGAGGAGAAGAGCGUGAACGCGCUGUAUACGUUUCCAAAGAGUCGGAUCAGUCGGAUGGUCAGGAGCGAGAAUCCUGAUUGUAAAAUUUCGCAGGAGGCGCUGUUCGUCAUCGAUAGAGCUUCGGAGAAGUUUCUUCAAGUUUUCUGCAAGGAGGCAUAUGCUUGCGCAUUUCUUGAAAAGAAAAAACGGAUCGCUUACAACCAUUUGUCUUCAGUAGUUUCCAAGCGAAAGCGAUUUCAAUUUGUCUCCGGUACUUUUCUUCCUCUCAGUACUACUAAUCUCUCGAGUUUUGUGUGUCUUUAUCCAACUCUUUCAGCUCAUUCUUUCUUAAGAGUUCGCUCGCAUUCCCGUUUUUAUGCUCUUAGAUUUUGUUCCUGAGAUGGUGAAGGCUGAGGAUGCUUUACCACAAGUAGCAGAGGCUGAGAAAUAAUCUGGAUUGAUUCUACAUUUUCUGAGUGGCUUCAAGAAUUUCAAAAGAUCGCAUUGUGAUUACAUUUUUUCUUUCUUGCUUAGUUUUAUUCUUUUCCACCCUAUGUUGUUGUUACUAAUAUUGGAGAAAUGCAAGCUUCCUGAUAUGAAUCAUUCAUUUGUGUAGUGAUAUUCAUUCUAGUUUUUCUAAUUUCAUCAGCUUCAUUUAGUAAUUUGUAUCAGACACUCUCAUAACCCUGUGUUUUUUUUUCUCUAUGAGCAAAGCAGAAUAUAUAGUUGAGAUUCAA
This is a messenger RNA of Salvia miltiorrhiza (redroot sage), 1171 nucleotides long. RefSeq names its product DNA polymerase II subunit B3-1. Gene Ontology annotation, molecular function: protein heterodimerization activity. Bases 42 to 833 code for a protein of 263 amino acids. Lineage: Eukaryota; Viridiplantae; Streptophyta; Magnoliopsida; Lamiales; Lamiaceae. Gene Ontology annotation, biological process: regulation of DNA-templated transcription. The record is from RefSeq and is a predicted model, not a curated record. Gene Ontology annotation, cellular component: nucleus. The transcript has 3 exons.